UCUCCAUCUUGACCAUUUUCAACCAGUUCAUCGACUGUUUCCCAUCCCCUUUCGAGCAACUGCUAAUUUCUAGCCUCCACCAUGGCCACUCCCUCGGACACCCCAGACGAGCUUGUAAUCCCAUCCGGUCCCUUCUGGGACACCCUGGACCCCGUCAUCAGCAGCGCGGUCGCCUUAUGCUUCACUCCCCAAGAGCUCGAAGACCUAAAGCUCGACCCGUCUGCCUCCAACCCCGCCAAACUGCAUACUCUUCAAGAAGCUCUCACCGAGAAGCUGCUGACGCUCGAAGCCGCCUCUCAGCCCUCGACCCUGCACGAGCAGAACUACAACCAAUGGCAGGACUUAAAAUCAAGCCUAUUCCACGUCCACCGAGGCCUCGGCGAUAAGGAAGAACAGGAGAAGAUCCUGCUCGAGAUGAUCAACACGCCCAGUGCCGCGGGACGGGACCUAGCAGCCCUGCACAACCUCUCGGCGCUGUGCGAGGAAAAAGGCGAAUACGAGAAAGCUGAGCGACUGGCGCUCGAGGUCUUACCGGCGAUUCAGGGCCAUGCGCUCCUUGGAGCAGCGAGCCCCCAGGCCUUGGGUAGUCUUCGGGUGCUGAUCAAGGCGAUGUGGGGACAGGGAAAGACCGCCCAGGCUGACGACUAUGUGAAACAGGCGAGCGCGAGCAUUGAUAACCUGGUAGGCACGCCAUUUGCAAAAUAUCAGCAGGAGGAGAGAGAUGCUUUGGUGGAAGUGAUGGCUGGUAUGAAGUCCAAGUGAAAGUGGUAAAAUCUUGGAAAGCUUUUUGGUUACUUGUCUUGAUGAUUUACUACGGAAAUAAUGUGCAUAUGAUGAAUGAGUAUCUUUA
Aspergillus steynii IBT 23096 is the source of this 850-nucleotide messenger RNA. RefSeq names its product tetratricopeptide repeat protein. Gene Ontology annotation, molecular function: protein binding. Lineage: Eukaryota; Fungi; Ascomycota; Eurotiomycetes; Eurotiales; Aspergillaceae. The coding region runs from base 82 to 762 and encodes 226 amino acids. The transcript has a single exon. The record is from RefSeq and is a predicted model, not a curated record.